GUCAUACAGUCACUUACUUACUCCUUAUCCGUAAGCUUCGUGUGUGUAAAUUUUUCAAUUGCUUAUCUCUACGGCAUUUGGUUAGUUGGACAAAAGAUUUGCUCACCAUACACAGUAUUCCAAGUAAUCGAGUCGCUAAAUACAGCAUCAAUGUCUAUCAUAGCAUUUGCCACAUAUUUCCCGGAAUAUGUUCGCGCACGACUAUCAGCUUCACUUCUUUUCCAAAUGUUGAAUGAGAAACCAAAGAUUGACAGCAUGUCCACCUUGGGGAAACCUACUGCAUUGCAAGGCGCAAUUCAAUUCCACGAGCUUUUCUUCUCAUAUCCGAACAGCAAGAAGAACAUGGUGCUAAAAGGCGUCAAUAUAAAGGUUCCAGCAGGGAAGACUGUUGCCUUUGUGGGACCAAGCGGUUGUGGGAAAAGUACAUCAAUACAACUUAUUGAAAGAUUCUACGAUCCAUCAAUUGGGAAAUUGCUUUUCGACGAAGAGGAUGCCCGCGACCUGAAUAUACGACAUCUCCGUUCGCAUAUAUCGCUUGUAGGACAGGAGCCCACUCUUUUCAACUAUUCAAUCAGAGACAAUAUUGCUUAUGGGAUCGAAAACCCUACUACUGAGCUAGUAGAGGAGGCGGCAAGAUUAGCUAAUGCACAUGACUUUAUUACCAAGCUUCCACAGGGCUACGACACCGUUGUUGGUGAGAAAGGUGGAAUGUUGUCUGGUGGACAAAAACAACGUAUAGCCAUUGCACGUGCAGUCAUACGAAAUCCCAAAAUACUUUUGCUAGACGAGGCUACUAGCGCUUUGGAUACGGAAAGUGAAAAGGUCUGUCUGUUGUUUCGACAUAAAUUUAUACCAUUGAUUAAGUUAAUCUUAACUCACACACCCCCGCAGGCGCAUAAUCAGCGAUUAUUUCGAUAACU
This is a messenger RNA of Cylicostephanus goldi, 920 nucleotides long. NCBI's taxonomy places the organism in Eukaryota, Metazoa, Nematoda, Chromadorea, Rhabditida, Strongylidae. The record is from the annotation of a GenBank genome assembly.